Messenger RNA from Thalassophryne amazonica, 1259 nucleotides. RefSeq lists its product as uncharacterized. The transcript is spliced from 9 exons. Lineage: Eukaryota; Metazoa; Chordata; Actinopteri; Batrachoidiformes; Batrachoididae. Gene Ontology annotation, cellular component: nucleus. Gene Ontology annotation, biological process: regulation of transcription by RNA polymerase II. Bases 16 to 1086 code for a protein of 356 amino acids. The record is from RefSeq and is a predicted model, not a curated record.
AGUGGCCCUUAUAAAAUGAACUGUGACGGUGGUCCACCGCUGCAGCUGUUCAACUGCACCCACGGAGACUGUGGCGCCACGUUCACCAGGCAGUGGAAGCUGGAGGAGCACGAGACCGUGCACACGGGGGCGCGUCCUUAUCAGUGUUUGUUUGCGGGCUGCGGCCGGAGUUUCCCGCGCAGGUCUCACGUGAAGCGGCACGAGCUCAAACACAGUGGCGACAAGAAGCUCACGUGUGAGUUUCCAGCGUGCACGAAAACUUUCUUCGAUGCCACCAAAAGGAAGAGACACGUGUCCUACGCCCACGAAGACAAGAAGCCCUUCAAGUGUACCCAGCCAGACUGCUCAAUGAUAUUCAAGAAACGCAGAAUGUUUAAACUGCACUUGAAGGAACAUGAAGUGCCUGUGGAGUUCAAAUGCUUGAAGGAUGGUUGUGGUGCCACAUUUGACUCCCGUGCUGCUCGCAAAGCCCACGAGAAGAAGCACACAGGUUACAGUUGCCCCCUUGCUGACUGCCAGGUGUCGGAAUAUACCUGGAGUAACCUUAAAAAGCAUACUGGCAAACACACAGGUUCAUUCCCAUGUCCAGUGUGCAACAAGGUAUAUAAGAAAGCAGCUGCCCUGCAAAGGCACAAACGGAGCCACGCCUCCGUUAAGCCUGUACUGGCUUGUCCUCGAGGCGACUGCCAGGCCUACUUCUCUACAACCUUCAAUCUCGAGCAUCACAUCCGCAAGGUGCACCUGCAGCUCCUCAAAUACAAGUGCUCGUUUGCCGACUGCCCACGAAUGUUUGUGAUGCGGGAGAGUCUGACCAGACAUCUUCUUCACCACGACCCAAAUGCGGCCACUCUAAAGAAACAUGUGCGGUUGAGAAAAUCCUGGCAGAAGCGGUUGAACAGUCACAACCAGCCCCUGGUGGAGGACAACCUACGUCGUCUCUUCACCACGCGCAUGCGGAUCUCCCGGCGCAGCAAAGUGGAAGCUAACCUCUCUGGUCUCUUCAAUGAACGCAAGAUUCCCCACGACGUGGAUCCUGAAGUCAACCUACGCACCCUGUUUAAGCCUCCUCCACUGGUCACAAGCUAAAGUGGUUUCAAACUGUAUUUGUUAAAGCUGAAAUUGGGUCUUUUUAGUUGAAAUGUUGCCUAUUUAUGUUAAAAUCCUGCAUUUGUAGUCCAGCUCUUGGAAUGCUGAUUUGGCUGAAGCUGUUUUGUAACACGUUAUUUACUGACCCAAUAAACUGAGUUUGAUUCUACAGA